This is a messenger RNA of Naegleria fowleri, 1464 nucleotides long. RefSeq lists its product as uncharacterized. The coding region runs from base 1 to 1464 and encodes 487 amino acids. The record is from RefSeq and is a predicted model, not a curated record. The transcript has a single exon. Lineage: Eukaryota; Heterolobosea; Eutetramitea; Acrasida; Naegleriidae.
AUGAUGUCCAAAUUCAAUCCCAACAACAAUCAGAAUCCUCAAUCGCAUCAUCAUCAUCGGUUAAUGAUGAAUCCUGCCUUUUUUCAAUCCUCUACUACACAAACACCAUCAGUUUCAUCAUCGGUUCGGGAUAUUCCAAUUGAAAUUGUGGAGAGUAGGAGGUCAUCCACUGCUACCACUGCAUCAACAUCUGCGCAGAUGAGAGCCUCUUCCUAUCGAGAACCUAUCUCAUCCUCUCAAGCACACACAAGUCAUCGGAGUCAACAAGGAAGAAAUAAUCACCAUGCAGUUCAUCAGCAGCAGCAACAACCAUUAAAUAUUCCUAGUUCUUCUUCCAGAAUGAUUGGGAGCCUUAAGCGACGGCCCUCUUCUGCAUCAUCCUCCAUUCAAAACGCUAUCGAUGAGGACGAAGAGAAUGUCAUCUCCGAAGAGGAGGAGGAGCCUUCAUCCUUGUACGAAAUGACACGAUACUUGAACAAGAAAAAUUCAACCAACAACGAGUCUAUCCAUCAUGAAGAGGAUGAAAAUUUUGUGGUACAAAAUACAAAAUUAUUCAAGCCAGUCGUUAAGCAAAGCAUGAAAAAUGAUUUUGAUGAAAUUCCAAUUCAUGCAAAAUAUAAUCAGCAUCAGGAAAUGCAUGAUGUGGAAGAACAAGAUGAAACACUUGAUCAAGACGAUGACACACCUACUUCGAUUCAUGAAUCUCCAAUUAAGGCAAGACAACCUCCUCGAUCUGGAGCCAAGCAUAGGAGAACCCUAUCAUCAAGAAUUUUGCCAAGCAAUAAUUUUAACCAGAGACGAGAUAAUGACUCGUCUUCCGACUCGGCGUCGCCUCCACAGUUGCCACCACAAUCAAGGCAGUAUCGUUCGCCGGUGGUCGAAGAGACAAAAGUUCAAGAGGAUUCUCCCAAUGUGAACGAUAAAAAACCAUUAAGGAAACAAGCCCGAUAUCCUAAAAAAUUGCUAGAAAAACCAACGCAUGAAAUUGUUGAAGAUGAGCAAGAGCAUAUCGAAGAAAACAAUAAUCUCGUUUUUUCAAAUGACCAAGAAGAUUCUGAAGAACACGAGUACAAAUCUCAAAAACAAACACUUUCUCGAAAUAGAUCAGCUCCUUCGUCUUCCUCUCUGAAAGAAAUGAAACGACUACAAGAGGAAAAUCUUCGACUUCAGGGCGAGAUCAAUGAACUGAAACGAGACAAAAACGAAAUGAUAAAGCUUCACAAUGACAAAAUUCACAGCCUCACUGAUAGACAUAACUUGGAGAUACAAUCUCAACAACAACGUAUGGAAAAAAUUUUGGAUGAAAAAGAUUCUAAAAUAACCGAGCUUCAAAGAGAAAAUGAGAGGCUCAAGUCAGAGAUUGGACUGUUGGAUAAAAGUAAGGACGGUCAAGACACUAACAAGUUGCUUCAAGAGCUCGAACAAAGAGGAAAUCUCUUCAACAAUUUGAACAUGAAAAAUUAA